GAGAUGGCCGAAGAUGGCAGCGAAGAGAUCAUGUUCAUCUGGUGUGAAGACUGCAGCCAGUAUCACGACUCUGAAUGUCCCGAGCUGGGCCCCGUGGUCAUGGUCAAAGACUCCUUUGUGUUAAGCCGGGCAAGGUCGUCUCUUCCUCCCAACUUGGAGAUCAGACGGCUGGAAGAUGGAGCCGAAGGCGUGUUUGCCGUCACUCAGCUCGUGAAGCGGACGCAGUUUGGUCCGUUCGAGUCCCGGAGGGUCGCCAAAUGGGAGAAGGAGUCCGCCUUCCCACUGAAGGUGUUCCAGAAGGACGGGCACCCCGUGUGCUUUGACACGUCCAACGAGGACGACUGCAACUGGAUGAUGCUGGUGCGGCCGGCGGCGGAGCCCGCGCACCAGAACCUGACGGCCUACCAGCACGGCAGCGACGUGUACUUCACCACCUCCAGGGACAUCCCCCCGGGCACCGAGCUGCGCGUGUGGUACGCGGCCUUCUACGCCAAGAAGAUGGACAAGCCCAUGCUGAAGCAGGCCUGCGCCAGUGUGCACGCCGCAGGCACCCUGGACAGCAGCGCCCCCGCGGAGCCGGAGCCCAGCCCCUGGGCGUGCAAGGUGUGCUCCGCCUCCUUCCUCGAGCUGCAGCUGCUGAACGAGCAUCUCCUGGCUCACUUGGAACAAGCCAAGAGCCUUGCUCCAGGCAACCCGAGCGAGGUGUCGCCCGAGAAGGAGCCAGAGGCACCCCGGGGGGACCCCCCUGCCGUGCCCGGGAAUGAGAGCGUUGGGGCCACCAAAGAACAGAAGAAAAAGCCUCGAAGGGGGAGAAAACCCAAAGCGUCCAAAACCGAGCAGCCUCUAGUCAUCGUUGAGGACAAGGAGCCGGCAGAACAAGUGGCAGAGAUCAUUACCGAGGUCCCCCCGGACGAACCUGCGAGCGCGACGCCGGACGAGCGGAUAAUGGAGCUGGUCCUGGGGAAGCUGGCCAGCAGCGCCGGCGACGCCAGCCCCGUGCCAAAGUUCGCCCAUCACCAGAACAGCACCAUCUCCCUCAAGCGCAGCUUGAUCCUGUCGGGCAGGCACGGCAUCCGGCGGAAGCUCAUCAAGCAGCUCGGGGAGCACAAGCGGGUUUACCAGUGCAGCAUCUGCAGCAAGGUCUUCCAGAACAGCAGCAACCUGAGCCGGCACGUGCGCUCGCACGGUGACAAGCUGUUCAAGUGUGAGGAAUGCGCAAAGCUGUUCAGCCGCAAGGAGAGUCUGAAGCAGCAUGUUUCUUACAAGCACAGCAGGAACGAGGUUGACAGCGAGUACAGACACCGCUGUGGCACGUGCGAGAAGACCUUCCGCAUUGAGAGCGCGCUGGAGUUUCACAACUGCAGGACAGAUGACAAGACGUUCCAAUGUGAGAUGUGUUUCAGAUUCUUCUCCACCAACAGUAACCUCUCCAAGCACAAGAAGAAGCACGGGGACAAGAAGUUUGCUUGUGAAGUCUGCAACAAGAUGUUCUACCGCAAGGACGUCAUGCUGGACCACCAGCGGAGGCACCUGGAAGGAGUGCGGCGGGUGAAGAGAGAGGACUUGGAGGCCGGUGGGGAGAACCUGGUCCGCUACAAGAAGGAACCUUCCGGAUGUCCGGUGUGUGGCAAGGUAUUCUCCUGCAGGAGCAACAUGAACAAGCACCUGCUGACCCAUGGCGACAAGAAGUACACCUGCGAGAUCUGCGGCCGCAAGUUCUUCCGCGUGGACGUGCUCAGGGACCACAUCCACGUCCACUUCAAGGACAUCGCGCUGAUGGACGACCACCAGAGGGAGGAGUUCAUCGGCAAGAUUGGGAUCUCCUCGGAGGAGAACGACGACAACUCUGACGAGAGCGCAGACUCGGAGCCUCACAAGUACAGCUGCAAAAGGUGUCAGCUCACCUUCGGCCGGGGGAAGGACUACCUGAAGCACAUCAUGGACGUGCACAAGGAGAAGGGCCACGACUGCAGCAUCUGCAACCGGCGCUUCGCGCUGAAGGCCACCUACCACGCCCACAUGGUCAUCCACCGCGAGAACCUGCCGGACCCCAACGUGCAGAAGUACAUCCACCCCUGCGAAAUCUGCGGGCGGAUCUUCAACAGCAUCGGGAACCUGGAGCGCCACAAACUCAUCCACACAGGUGUGAAGAGCCACGCCUGUGAGCAGUGCGGGAAGUCCUUUGCCCGGAAGGACAUGCUCAAGGAGCACAUGCGCGUGCACGACAACAUCCGCGAGUACCUGUGCGCCGAGUGCGGGAAAGGCAUGAAGACCAAGCACGCGCUGCGCCACCACAUGAAGCUGCACAAGGGCAUCAAGGAGUACGAGUGCAAGGAGUGCCACCGCAAGUUCGCGCAGAAGGUCAACAUGCUCAAGCACUACAAGCGACACACGGGGAUUAAAGAUUUCAUGUGUGAGUUGUGUGGAAAGACCUUUAGCGAGAGGAACACCAUGGAGACGCACAAGCUCAUCCACACCGUGGGCAAGCAGUGGACGUGCUCCGUGUGCGACAAGAAGUACGUCACCGAGUACAUGCUGCAGAAGCACGUGCAGCUCACGCACGACAAGGUGGAGGCGCAGAGCUGCCAGCUGUGCGGGACCAAGGUGUCCACCAGGGCCUCCAUGAGCCGGCACAUGCGGCGCAAGCACCCGGAGGUGCUGGCGGUGAGGAUCGAUGACCUGGACCACCUCCCAGAGACCACCACCAUCGACGCCUCCUCCAUCGGCAUCGUCCAGCCCGAGCUGACGCUGGAGCAGGAGGACCUGGCGGAAGGGAAGCACGUGAAAGCUGCCAAGAGGAGUCACAAGAGGAAGCAGAAGCCGGAGGAGGGGGCGGGGGCGCCGGUGCCCGAGGACGCCACCUUCAGCGAAUACUCGGAGAAAGAGACGGAAUUCGCGGGCAGCGUGGGCGACGAGACCAGCUCCGCGGUGCAGAGCAUCCAGCAGGUGGUGGUGACCCUGGGUGACCCUAAUGUGACUGCCCCGUCGAGCUCAGUCGGCCUGACCAACAUCACAGUGACUCCCAUCACCACUGCAGCCGGGACUCAGUUUACCAAUCUCCAGCCGGUGGCCGUGGGGCACCUUACCACCCCCGAACGCCAGUUACAGCUGGACAACUCCAUCCUGACCGUGACCUUUGACACCGUCAGCGGGUCCGCCAUGCUGCACAACCGCCAGAACGACGUGCAGGUCCACCCGCAGCCGGAAGCCUCCAACCCGCAGUCCGUGGCGCACUUCAUCAAUCUGACCACCCUGGUCAACUCCAUCACGCCCCUGGGGAGCCAGCUCAGCGACCAGCACCCGCUGGCGUGGCGGGCGGUGCCGCAGACGGACGUCCUGCCGCCCCCGCAGCCGCAGGCGCCCCCGCAGCAGGCGGCGCCGCCCCAGGUGCAGGCGGAGCAGCAGCAGCAGAUGUACAGCUACUGA
This is a messenger RNA of Propithecus coquereli (Coquerel's sifaka), 3426 nucleotides long. RefSeq names its product PR domain zinc finger protein 15. NCBI's taxonomy places the organism in Eukaryota, Metazoa, Chordata, Mammalia, Primates, Indriidae. Gene Ontology annotation, cellular component: nucleus; cytoplasm. Gene Ontology annotation, molecular function: RNA polymerase II cis-regulatory region sequence-specific DNA binding; histone deacetylase binding; DNA-binding transcription factor activity. Gene Ontology annotation, biological process: cell fate commitment; regulation of transcription by RNA polymerase II. The transcript is spliced from 23 exons. The record is from RefSeq and is a predicted model, not a curated record. The coding region runs from base 4 to 3426 and encodes 1140 amino acids.